Thunnus maccoyii (southern bluefin tuna) is the source of this 4327-nucleotide messenger RNA. It is a transcript of the gene gdap2, whose product is annotated as ganglioside induced differentiation associated protein 2. Bases 290 to 1777 code for a protein of 495 amino acids. NCBI's taxonomy places the organism in Eukaryota, Metazoa, Chordata, Actinopteri, Scombriformes, Scombridae. The transcript is spliced from 14 exons. The record is from RefSeq and is a predicted model, not a curated record.
GCAGCUAGCUUGACGUUGCACCAAUAAGCAGCUAGCAUGCUGGCUAAAUGUGUAAACCUGGUUCAAUUUGCACUUUUAAACUUCAUUUUUGAGCGGUUUUGUGGUUACUUUACUUGCUAACAUGAAAGCUCCGAUGAAGGAUAAUAACUCUUGAGUCUAUAAAUGGUCGUGUGAAGAUUUAUUUCCUUGCUUUGCCGUGGACAUCACCUCUGCCUGCGGGAAAUACAACUGGCUAACAGUUAGCACAGCUGUUUGGAGAUCCGGCGUGAGCCUUUAGUGCCAAAAGGGGAUGGAUCCUCUGGGUGCUCGCUCCCAGUUUGUGGACAUCCAGACUCUCCCUACAUGGCAGCAGCAGCUCGGUGAGGAUUUCGAGGAGACUCUGCAGGACCAGAGCGACAGCCUGCUCAGCCAGCAGGCCUUCCCCUCACCCUUCCCCUUUAGACCGGACAUCAACCGCAAAAUCAUCCUCUUCACCGGUGACAUCGCCCUGCUGAACUGCACCGCCAUCACCAACACUAGCAAUGAGUCGCUAAACGACAAGAACCCGGUAUCUGACAGCAUCCAUCAGCUUGCAGGACCCGAGCUGAGAGACGAACUGCUCAAACUCAAAGGAUGUCGGACAGGGGAGGCGAAGCUGACCAAAGGCUUCAACCUGGCAGCGAGGUUCAUCGUCCACACGGUGGGACCAAAGUACAAAGCAAAGUACAGGACGGCAGCGGAGAGCUCGCUGUUCAGCUGCUACAGAAACAUCUUGCAGCUGGCCAUAGAGCAGUCGAUGUCGUCUGUUGGCUUCUGUGUCGUGAGCACGACCAAAAGAGGUUACCCACUGGAGGACGCCACACACAUCGCUUUCAGAACAGUGCGCAGGUUCCUGGAGAAUCAUGGGAACAGCAUCGAGGCGGUGGUGUUUGCAGUGUCAGACACAGAGGAGCCGGUGUACAAGAAGUUACUGCCUCUGUACUACCCUCGCUCUGAGGAAGAGGAGAGGGCCUGUCUGCCCCUCAUCCCAGCUGACAUUGGCAACUCUGAGGGUGAACCCGUCGUCCCUGAGAGACAGAUCCGCAUCGCAGAGAAACCAGGCACCCUGGAAGAUGAUUCUGAAGAGGAGAGUUUGGAGUCGGAUCUGGGUCAGGUGGGGAAUCAUGCUUUCGCCCGGAUGGAGGGCGACGUGGACAAACAACGCAAACUGAUUCUGCAGGGCCAAAUGUCAGAGGCGGCCAUGCAGAAGCAGCACCAGAGGAAUUACAAUCGCUGGCUGUGUCGAGCGAGAGCAGAAGAUCUGUCAGACAUCGCUGCACUGAAAGCUUUGUAUCAAACGGGUGUGGAUAUGUGUGGCAGAACAGUGAUGGUUGUGGUUGGACGAAACAUCCCAGUGACCCUUAUUGACAUUGAAAAGGCCCUGCUGUAUUUCAUACAUGUGAUGGACCACAUCACAGUGAAGGAGUAUGUGAUGGUUUACUUCCACACACUGACCGGCGAGCACAACCACCUGAACUCCGACUUCCUCAAGAACCUCUACGACAUCGUUGACGCCAAGUUUAAAAAGAAUUUGAAGGCCUUCUACUUUGUGCAUCCAACAUUUCGCUCAAAGGUCUCAACGUGGUUCUUCACCACCUUUAGUGUGUCAGGGAUGAAGGACAAGGUCCGCUACCUGGACAACCUGCCUCAGCUCUUCACCUGGAUCAAGCCUGAGCAGAUAGACAUCCCUCCUUUUGUCCUUGAGUACGACGCACGGAUGAAUGGACCGUUCCAUCCCUCCCAGUCUUCCAGUCUGUGACAGGAGACCAUUCAAACGUCUCUGUCGAGGUGACAAGGUGGUGACGGCCUGUCAAAUGGAAGCCAUUUAUGGACAUUAUGUUGCCUGUGUGGUCUGAACUGCUACCAUUCUCUUAAGGAUCUGAACCAUAGUGGGGAAAAUCUCCUUUUGUCCUUCCAAAAGGACAAAAUUAACCGACGCAGCCCACGUUUAGAAGCAUGUGGCGUGGUAAGCGGUCGAAUCUCACCCACCACAAACUAUUUGUGGAUCUCGUAUGGUUUCUGGAUUAUGCCUUACACCAAGAGUUCUUAUUCAGCAGUUUCUUCAAACACCCCUAAAUAUGAAGUAUCAUGUCAAGCCUGACAGUUCCUCAAAGCCAUUUUCAUUGUGCGGUCAUAUCAGACGUCCUCGCCCAUGUCUCACAAUAUUGCAAGACUUUUUCAUAUGCUGGAGUAAGACUUGGGGAGAUGACGUCUGUCUUGUUUUCCACACCAUUUCAUUCUAUGUUGUACCACGUUGCCCUGCGGAAACUCUGGAUCAAGUAAAGACUAAUGCUGCAUUACACUCAGUUGAAAGUUGUAAAUUCCCACCUGGUAGGUUGAAAUAACAACUUUUGUCUUUGAUAGACAAAAACAAUGCUCCUCAUGCAACAGCUAACGUCAGGAAUGUCGCUCUGUUAGCUAGCUAGGUAGCAUAGAAUAUUAACUUUACAUCUCAAAUGUAUGUGUAUCCAUUUACCAACAUAAGCUUUAAAUUCACACAAAGUGUGUGGGUGGAUUUAAGGUGAUGCACUGAAAAUGUUUUUCAAGAGUUGAUGUCAGAUAUCUGCAUCUCAGAAACCUCAGUUUUCAAUCGCAUGAAGUUUGUAAUUUCCCACCGGUAGGUUGUGGUCCUACUGGCAAGUCUAAUCUGGAACACAGCAGCGCAGAUAUGUUUCUGCCAAGCUGGUGAACAUAAUCUAGGAUAGCAGUACUGAGACAAUUAGUCGAUAAAUCAUUUAGUCAACAGAAAUUUCAGCUGCAAUAUUUUUAAAAAUCAAUUAAUCGUUCAAGUUAUUUGACAAGCAAAAAUACCAAUCAUUCACUGGUCCCAGUUUCUCAAAUGUGAGGAUUUGCUACUUUUUUUGUUUUAUAUUCUUAUAAACUGAAUACUUUUUGGAUUUGGGACUCUUCAUCACACAAAACAAGCAAUUAGAAGACAUCACCUCUGGAAACUUAUGGUGGGCAUUUUUCUAUUAGUUAGUUGAUUAAAUUUAAAAAUGAAUGCAAUAAUUGAUUAUUAAUAUAAUUAUAGGUUGUUGCCUCUCUGGCAAGGUCAGUCAUAAAGUUCUCUUCUUCUAUGGUACUGCCUGCUUGAGUAUAGCUAGCCUACUUGUCAGGCUGAAGGUCCUUGCUGUCUGCAGGAUGCAUUUUAUAGCUUUAUGCCAGAGGUCUCAACCCAGAGGUCAGAACGUGAUAAAGGGGACUACAAACAACAUUCUCUUACUGCACUAACGUAUCAUCAUGUAAUUGCUUCCACAAUUGUAAUUUAUGUCUUGUGAAACUGGUUUUCAGCUGCUUUGCUUCCUCUGAUGUUUAUUCUUUGGUUGAACUGUUCAAAUGCCAAAAAAGGAUGAGAAUCACUUCCUUACGGCAGUUGGCACCCUCGAUGAGGAAGAAAAGUACAAUUAGCUGACUUUUCUUUUGCCCUUGCCAAUAGAGCUUAACAUUUUUGUGCCUGUUUGUUUGUUAAAAUGAGCGUUUUGUUCCUCAGUCACUAAUUUUCCUUUUUAUUUGCACAGUUGGCUCCACUUCAUUUGGUGUUUUCAAAAUGCACAAAUAGUUUAAUUUAACUUGGACUUCCAGACUGGUGGGUUUACUUUAUCUAAUUGCAAAUCAAAUGUACUGAACUGAACUUUGAAAACAUUCCUGUGAUUGUCUAAACCUUCGAAGCAGUUAUUAUGUAGCAAACCCCAUCUGUCUGGUACCCCGAGAGGUAACACUAUCAAAAUAGACGUAGACUCUGUCUAACUAACGUCACCAUCGAAGAAAUGUCACCUGCAUGUAGUUUUGUCUUCACCAAGUCUUCUCCAGUUGGCUGGUCUUCCACACACUGUCAGGAAUCCAUACCUAUUUAAAUAAGUUCAAGUCCUCACUAACAAGAGAUACUGUAUCAGUGAUUCAAAAUCCCGACACAGUCAGACAGGUCAGGUGACACUAUCGUACAGUACCGUAUCGUACGAGUUCAGUUUGAAACUUGAGGCUUCUUAAAUUGUAACUUACAUGUUGUUGGAGUUUGUAUAUUUAAACGGGGAGAUGUGCCAUGUCAGUUACUCAAGGAUCAAUCACCAGAUCGUUGCUCAAGGAUCCAUCAAGGACCAGAUCAAUCAAUCACCCUGUAAAUAAAAUGCAGUUAAACAGAUGUUGAUCCUGUAAUCAACGUUCAGUGUCUUUAUAUCUUAUUUUUCUAAAACGAAUGGAAGAAAAACAUCCAGCGCGGUUAGGUAAUUCAAAGCAAAAUUGCAUGAAUGAAACAAAUGAGUUUUCCUUAACUGACCAACUUUUUCAACCUGCUUUUAGAAAAAGAAGAUUU